Molecule: messenger RNA, 1833 nt
Organism: Cheilinus undulatus (humphead wrasse)
Lineage: Eukaryota; Metazoa; Chordata; Actinopteri; Labriformes; Labridae
Gene: slbp2
Product: stem-loop binding protein 2
Exons: 9
Coding region: 108-1163 (351 amino acids)
Biological process (GO): mRNA 3'-end processing by stem-loop binding and cleavage; mRNA transport
Cellular component (GO): histone pre-mRNA 3'end processing complex; cytoplasm
Molecular function (GO): histone pre-mRNA stem-loop binding; mRNA binding
Source: RefSeq, a predicted model, not a curated record
CCCCCUACAGGUGCGUCUUAUUAAAAAGGUGUGAAGAAGAAGAAUGGCGUCUGUCCGUCUGAAGAGAAGAGAAGGCGCCAAACUGAGAAAUCUGCGACAAGCAAGAAAUGUCAGCGAGUGAAGUGGAAACAGCCCAGAGCCCGCUGCUCUCCUCCAGUCUCUGUUUCAGCCCGUGGUCGUGCGUGUGCGCUAAGGGAUGGUCGGCCGCCGUGUGGAACGGUCUCAGUGACCCGCUGCUGGCCGCUGCUGCCUCAGGAUACUCCGCCCCCGAGCCGUGGCUCCUCCCAGGAUGCAGUUCGGUCUACGACAGCCUGGUCAGUAAUGUCUCUCCGAUCCCGUCUCCUCCUGCUGCCAGCGGCCUGCGAGGACGAGAGCGAGCUGCCAGCAACAAACCUCGCAGGCCCUCCAUCCUGGAGCGAUGUAUUCUCAAAGUGUCCACCAGCAGCGUCGCUGUCGGGACAGAUGACCUGGACAACAAGAGACCCCCCCUCGGUCGCUGCUACCCCCGCCUCCCAGACCCCGCCAACACUGAGACCAACGCCGCGGUACUAAAGCGGCGGCAGAAGCAGAUCCAGUAUGGCAAGAACACCAGCGGCUACCAGAACUACCUGCAGCAAGUCCCCAGACACAUGAGGGACCCUAAGCUCCACCCAUCGACUCCCAACAAGUACAGGAAGUACAGCCGGCGCUCCUGGGACAUGCAGGUGCGUCUGUGGAGGCGAGCGCUGCACCUGUGGGACCCUCCGACCGAAAACCAGCCGGAUGCUGCAGAGACCACGGACCCAGUGGAGCAACUGCAGAGCCAGCUGGCAAAGAUGACCUCUGACCUUUGUGAGGAUGGAGGAGAUGAGCAGAGAGAGAAGGAGACUUGUGCAGCCUCCAAAGCCUCCUCCGUGUCUCCUCCGUCUGCCGCCACGACUCUGGAGCUGACCGGACCAUGGACCAGCCCGCUGUCCCUGGAGGAUGACGGCGGCCUCCGACCUCUGCGCUCUCCUCCUGGACUGAGCCUUUCCUUCAGGAACCAGCUCACCAAUGACAACAUGAACGACUGGCUCCGCCUCCUGCUGGAGGCCAACAGCGCUCCAGGUGAGGUCACAGAUUUGGCCUACGAUGACCAGCAGGUUCCUGACUUUUCUGACCAGCUCCUGUGGAACCAGUACUGAUCUCCAACACCUGCACUGAGGCGCUUCAGUCGUCUCCAAACGUCUAAGUCUUCUGUGACGUGGUCAGCGUCGGCCCCGUCAGAGCAAUCUGUACGUGUGUAUGUUCGUCUUUUUAAGAUGGUUAGCUCCAAGACAGCGGGACGUGAUUGGUCCGUGACCUGAGAGCGUCCAAUCCUCCUUGAUCUACUCCGAAGACGACUGACAGGAAGCUCAGCUCAUUCCUGGAGGAGUUGAGUUUCCCAGAUUUCACUCUUGAACGCCUCCUUGUGUGUGGUGUGGCAGCUGAGCAUUCGUUUGCACUUCUUAGCUUUCUGUUGACGGGCACUUCUCACCUUUAAUUUAACGACCCUCACUGAGCCAAUGAUUGGACUUAAAGCCACUGAUUUAAUCAAAGUAAAUGUCUUUGUUUCCUGUGUUAGUGUCACAUGACGGCCUCUCGGCAGGCCGCUGUCUUCUGUCCACACUCACCGUCACGCUCAGCUGUCCGUCAGACUCCUCGUCCUCUGAGCCGCCAUGUUUUUUCUCAAAAACAAACCCCUAAGGAGGACAACGUGCUGUCUCUUUUUCUUUUACUUCUUGUGUUUCUGACUUUGUAUUUUGUGCUGCUUGAAUAUGGAGAGCAAAGCUGAAAUAUGUGAUAAUAAAGAUGUAAAUAAAGUGUUAAAAUUCA